GUGUUAUAUACUUAUCAUUAACACGACAUUAUUUGUGAAGCUAAAAGAGAAUUAUAUUUAUAAUUCUAAUAUCAUUUUGUGAAAUAAUAUAAUAAUAUUCAUUAAACAGUUUUAAUAUUUAAAAUUGCAGUUUGUGUUGGAUCAAGAAUAUUAAGUUAAUACAAAAUAAUACAAAACGGAUAUACUGUUUUUAAUAUAAUCAAUAUAAACAGGUUAAACACACUGCACAUAGUAACAUUCAUUUUUGUCCAAGCCUGAUUUUUCAUUCGAAGUUUAUAUAUUAUGAUGAAAAUUGUAAUACAAAUAUUAACUGGAUAUUUAUAACCAACUAUUAUUGUGUCUUUAUGCAAAUGUUUUGUAAAAGGUAGAAACAAUUUUUGUUGUAUUAUUUGUGAACUAUUAUCAAAUUUCUACUGCUCAAUGAUGGAAACUAACCUAACAGAAGAACAAAAAAGAUUUCUAGAAGAAUGUGAAAUUGAAUUUAAGGAUCGUUUUUCUGAAAAUGAUGUUGAAUUUAUGAAAAUUAAAAGUGCAACACCAAAAAAACCACCAAUUAUAGAUCCAUGGUACACUAAACCACGUAGACUGCCAUACUGGGAUCAACAAAAUCAACAAAAUCAGGGACAUGGAAGUCGAAAUCAUAACUGGGACCGUAGUAGUCUUGAAAGAGAUUCAUGGUACAAUAAACGAAGCAAACAUCCAUAUUACCGGAAUCAACAAAGUUCGAGAAAUGGAAGCUGAAAUCAUUAUUUGGACCGUAGAAGUUUUGAAACAGGUGACAGAUUAUUAAAUCGUAAUGAUGGAAAACAUUAUUCACAUUAUCAUAAUAUAAAACCAUAUUAAAAUCACUAUAUUACAUCUUUUACUUUUCAUCAUAUUAUAUUUUGU
Polistes dominula (European paper wasp) is the source of this 888-nucleotide messenger RNA. RefSeq lists its product as uncharacterized. Gene Ontology annotation, biological process: RNA 5'-cap (guanine-N7)-methylation. Gene Ontology annotation, cellular component: mRNA capping enzyme complex. The record is from RefSeq and is a predicted model, not a curated record. Gene Ontology annotation, molecular function: RNA binding. NCBI's taxonomy places the organism in Eukaryota, Metazoa, Arthropoda, Insecta, Hymenoptera, Vespidae.